UCAGAAACACAUAAAAAGCCAAAAGCUCAUUUCCUUCUUCCAUGGCUUGAGCCUAGCACAUGUAUGUAAGAUUUCAUUCUAUGUUUCUUUUUGAUUUGAUAGAGGUGGAAAUAGAUCUCCUGGGUCAUUUUUCUAUUUUGUUGGCCUCCUUAAAUUAGGUUUAUUUCUUUCUCUUUUGGGUACUUUAGAGUUUAGAUCCUCCAAACAAUGGCUGGAUUUUCCUGUCUGCAAAAUGGGUAAAAUUUGUUAUUCUUUUCCAAUUUAAUAUCUGAGACAGACUGCUCUUUCUUUUUUCAUUUUGGCAAAGAUGGUUCUUGCUUUAUUCCAAAUGUUAAAAGCUAGGAUAGGACUUUAUGUGCUUAAACUUACUAAAUUGGUGAGGGGUAUGAAAACCCUUAUCUGAAUUUUUUAUGGUCACUUUGAUUCUUGUUCACAGAGUUGCAGACUCCCAAACCAAUAACAAUUUCUUUUUAUAAUUCAUCAGCUUUGUCUGGACUCCCCCAGAUUGUUUAAUGUGAAACCUACUGGAUUGAAGUCACUGAUUUUUCACCAAGUUGAGUCAACAUGGUGGUUUGAGUUGUAGAUUGUUUUGUUGUGACAUGGAUGGGGCAUUUAGAUUUUUAUGUCAGGCAGAAAGCAGGAGGCUUCUAUUGCUGAUGGCUAUUAUAGUUGCUCUAGUUUUGGCAGUUCAAUAUUUUGAGCUUCCAUCGAUUGAAGUUUUCACUUCUCUCUUUGCUCUUGGCAACAAUAGCAGCUCUCCAAAUGGAGAAUCAUCUUUGCCAUCCAAAAUGGUUGGUACUGUUGUACAUGAGAAUGAUUCAAACUCUACCCGUAGAAAUGCAGUUAAUGAGACAGGAAAUGGUGCCCGGGCUUCAAAUAUGGGAAAGGAAACAGCUGAAGGGGAAGAAGACAUCAGUCCCAAGAAUGGUUAUUUAUCAAAAAGCAAUGGAGGUUUAAAUGAUUACUUUGGUUUGUUCUCUAAUGGAUCUUCACCAGAUAAUCUUGUGGGGGUAAAUAAAAGUUCCACCUUGGAGAAUGGGGAAAAUAUAGUUAGUGUCCCUCCUGAGCUGGGCAUUGCACCAGCACAGGGCUUCUACUUGAAGCAGGAUGUUAUCAAAGAUAAUAUUUCUUCAUCAAGCAGUGGGAGCUCAGAUUUUGAUGUUGCACCUUCUGCAUCACCACUAAUAAAUUCACCAUCCAUUCCAUCAGAUGCAAGAGCAAGAAGUUCUUUGGCUUCUGCGAACUCUAGCAUGUCUUUGGGGAAAAGUGCAGAAGAUGUGCUUAAUGACAAUAAAAAUCUUAUUUCAUUAAGUAAUUCUUCUCUAUCUGGCAAUGUUUCUUCUGAAAACAGUAUUCCUGCACAGAAGAAGGGAACUCGAAGGAAACCUGAGAAGAAAUCAAGGAAGCCACCAGAGGUUGUAGUCUCAAUAUCUGAGAUGAAUGAUUUGUUGCUGCAGAGUCAUGCUUCACCCCAUUCUACGGUUCCCAAAUGGUCUUCAAAGGUAGACCAGGAAUUAAUGUCUGCAAAAUCAAGGAUUUUGAGUGCAUCUGCCACCAAAAAUGCAUCUGAACUUUUCCUGCCCCUUUAUCGCAACAGUUCCAUGUUUAAAAGGAGUUAUGAACUAAUGGAGAACAUGCUCAAAGUUUAUGUAUACCAAGAUGGAGAAAAACCAAUCUUUCAUCAGGCAAUACUAGAUGGAAUAUAUGCAUCUGAAGGAUGGUUCAUGAAGCUGCUGGAAGUGAAUAAGAAAUUCACUACCAAAGAUCCCCAAAAAGCUCACUUAUUUUACUUACCAUUCAGUUCACGGAUGCUAGAAUUAACACUUUAUGUACGCAAUUCACACAGUAGAAACAACCUGAUUCAGUAUGUCAAAACCUAUGUGGAUUCAAUUGCAACAAAAUAUCCUUUCUGGAACAGAACAGGUGGAGCAGAUCAUUUUCUUGCCUCCUGUCAUGACUGGGCACCUGCAGAAACAAGGGGACGUUUGCUUAAUUGCAUCAGAGCGCUUUGCAAUGCUGAUAUCGACGUAGGCUUCACCAUAGGCAAAGAUGUAUCUCUUCCAGAAACAUAUGUGCACACAGCUCAAAAUCCUCUCAAAAAUCUUGGAGGUUACCCUCCUUCCCAGAGACAUAUCCUUGCUUUCUUUGCCGGGAACAUGCAUGGUUAUGUAAGGCCAAUUUUGUUAAAGUACUGGGGAAACAAAGACCCUGAUAUGAAAAUCUUUGGCCCAAUGCCACACACAAAGGGCAACUCAAACUACCUCGAACACAUGAAGAGUAGCAGGUUCUGCAUCUGUGCCAAAGGUCAUGAAGUCAACAGUCCCAGGGUUGUGGAGGCUAUAAUGUUUGAGUGUGUUCCAGUUAUAAUAUCUGACAACUUUGUUCCUCCAUUCUUUGAGGUCUUGAACUGGGAAUCCUUUGCUGUUUUUGUAUUGGAAAAGGAUAUCCCAAACUUGAAGACCAUUCUCCUCUCAAUUUCAGAAGAGAGAUAUGUGGAGAUGCAUAAGAGGGUGAAAAAGGUACAAAAGCAUUUUCUCUGGCAUUCUAAUCCUGUUAAGUAUGAUAUCUUCCAUAUGAUCCUUCACUCUGUUUGGUACAACAGAGUUUUUCAAAUAAGAGCAAGAUGAAUGAAAACAUACAUUUACAAACCUUCCCAAUGGAUACUUAUGAAUCAAUUGUGUGGUGCUUGAUGGUCCAAGACUCCAAGCAACCAUUUUUUAACUUCACAAACUGAAAUUAGAUUAAUAGGAGUUUUCCUACAGCCACAAGCGUGGGAAACACAGGUUU
Messenger RNA from Rubroshorea leprosula, 2787 nucleotides. NCBI's taxonomy places the organism in Eukaryota, Viridiplantae, Streptophyta, Magnoliopsida, Malvales, Dipterocarpaceae. The record is from the annotation of a GenBank genome assembly.